This is a messenger RNA of Coprinopsis cinerea okayama7#130, 771 nucleotides long. RefSeq lists its product as hypothetical. The transcript has a single exon. The record is from RefSeq and is a predicted model, not a curated record. The coding region runs from base 1 to 771 and encodes 256 amino acids. Lineage: Eukaryota; Fungi; Basidiomycota; Agaricomycetes; Agaricales; Psathyrellaceae.
AUGCCAGAGAGCAAGUCAUCCACCAAAGCGAAUGCCUUUUCUCUUCCGCCAAAUAUCAUUGCGGACCAAAAAUGGGUGAUUUUGGUUGCGGGAGCGGGGGAGUGGUGGAUAUGCCAUAUAGCUCGCCGAGAGACAUGUUCUGCCAGGUUCUGCAUGGACGGAUACGAAGAAUUUGUGUCGUCCCUUGAUUGCAAGGAUAGAGAUGCACAGGAUGAGGAGUACAUGAAAGAUAGGGAAAUGAACGCCAUGGCGGCGAAGUACCCAACAGAGCUGUUCGGACCAUCCGAAGUUGCCCCUAUGAAAAGGGCGAUGGAGCCAUACAAGGGAUACUUCACCAAGCAGGCCAGGGAAGAGCAGGAGAAAAGGCGUCAACAUGACAGCGAAAUGCGAAAGGAACGGUACGAGAAGUGGACCAUGAGGAAGGAAAGUGGAGAAAGGGCAGCCGAGGCACUGCCAGAAUUUAUGAAGGAAAUGGGAGCUAUGAGGUUUUACUCAGAAGAAGACGUGGUAUUGGCUCUGAAGCGUCGCGAUGCCUGUCAAGGUCAACAGCCGUCGCAAUUCAGCAUAAAGGACUGGGAGAUCAUUCAAGCUGCCCAGGCUCCCGUUGUUGACCCUAGUCGUGUCCGCUGCGGCCAGGUCCGCAAAGAGCUCUGUGUUGGGUGGACGCCUCCUAUGCGAAUUGGAAGUCAGGUUUCGAAUCGUUAUUUCGUCGCCAUCCGAAAGCUCCUGAGGGAGGAUCCCACCGCCCCGUUGCAGAUGACAGUAGCGUAG